Messenger RNA from Carya illinoinensis, 1881 nucleotides. Its product is annotated as dof zinc finger protein 4-like. The record is from RefSeq and is a predicted model, not a curated record. NCBI's taxonomy places the organism in Eukaryota, Viridiplantae, Streptophyta, Magnoliopsida, Fagales, Juglandaceae. Gene Ontology annotation, biological process: regulation of DNA-templated transcription. Gene Ontology annotation, molecular function: DNA-binding transcription factor activity; DNA binding. The coding region runs from base 500 to 1417 and encodes 305 amino acids. The transcript has a single exon.
ACCAUUAGCUUUGUCACCAAAACUGCAUAAUUUCAUAGGGUUGCCACCUCCACUACUGCUACUACACCCCACAUAUGUCAAUCAAAACUCUUUUGGUCCAUUCAAGGCUCAAGUAAUUUUUGAUCUUUUUCUUAUCAAUCUUUUUCAUUACAGAAGAUUAUAAAAUUCAUGCAUUAGGAUUAUACCCAUAGAAAGCUUGCAUAAAAAGAUUUGACUCAGCGUCAUGCUCGCUUCUCCACACUUUCCUAGAUAUUUCCUUGCAUCUAGCCAUAUUCUCCGCUCACCAAUUCUUUCAGAACAACUCAUUGUUUGGUUGUUGAUAAGCAACAAUCUCAUCCUCUUGCUCUUUUACAGAUUCAUUUCUCUUCUAUUUCCUCGAUCCGAAGGCUAGAACUCUUAUUUUUGUUUCUGUUCGCUGGAAAUCAAUUCUCAGUUCGUAGAUAUUAUUCUUUGUUUGGUUUGCUCUUUCAGAGUUCUUGGGUGUACGUUGAGUGAAAUCAUGGGUUUGAGUUCUAAGCAGGUUUCUGGUGAUAGGCUUGAUCAUUGGAGCCAGACCUUGUUGGAGGCUCAAACUUUAGAGCUCCCAAAGCCUCCUCCGAUAAGGCGACAGCAGCAGCAGCAACAAUCCGAGCCGUUAAAGUGUCCAAGGUGCGAUUCAACAAACACCAAGUUCUGUUACUACAACAACUAUAACCAGUCCCAGCCACGGCAUUUCUGCAGAACUUGUAAAAGGCAUUGGACCAAGGGUGGAACUCUCCGCAACGUUCCUGUUGGAGGCGGCCGCAAGAAUAAUAAGAGGCUGAAAAAAUCAACAACUUCUGGCUCCACCAGUACCAACUCCAGCGGUAUUGCAGCCACCACAGCCACCAAGAACAGCGAUGCCAAUAAUAGGCUCAAGAUGCACAUGACAUUUCAAGCUCAGCAGCAGAUGCAGAAUCUUCCGCUUUCAAAUAUUGAUGGUCAGAAACGCAAAAUAUCUGAUAUCUUCCACCAGGCUUUGCUUCGUCCACCAUCUUUUCCGCCACAAAAUAACUUGAUCAGCUGCAGCAACUUGGAGAGCAAUAAUUUCAGUGGCAACAACAUAUAUUUGGACUCAACUCCGCGUCCUCCUCUAGACCAAAACCAACACUUUCCCUUCUCAAGUUCAAGCUCUUUUAACACAAACCCAUGUUCAAUUUCAACCUCUUUCCAGUCCUCAAAUGUAAUUCAUAACUACACUGAAGAGUUGAAAACCAUGGAGGAGCCAACCAUUACCAACAUCAUGGGCAAAACAAGCAGCACCGCCAUUCAACCAUGGCAAAUACCUACAACAAGCAGUGGCAUGGAUACGUCAUCUUACUGGAAUUGGGAUGACAUUAAUACCUUUACCUCUACUGAUCUCAAUCUACCUUGGGAUGAUUUUGAAAUCAAACCAUAAAAGAGUUUUAACCAUGUUAGCAGUCUACAAGUUUGCAUCAAUGGGUGUUUAAUUAUUUAUGUUUGUUAGAAGAAAGUUCUUUUCCAGUGUCACAGGUUUUAUGUUCUUCUUCUACUGGUCAUAAUCUCUGUUGUACGAUCUGUAGACUGUAAGCGUAAGAGAAAGAUGUAUACUGUUUGAAGCGGUCCUUUUUUUUUUCAGUUUCAGCUUCAGGCUAAGGUGUCCAUCAGUAUAUGUCCCUCUCUUAUCAACCACUUUCCUCUGAUGGAAUCAUGGAUUAGUGUCGUGUACGUAAGGAGCUUAGUUUUGUUCUUAACCAUAGAUGUUGAUGGAAUUUCGAGGAUUGCUUUAGAUGAUCACAGAUAGAAGGGUCUCCGGCAGUCCUGAUCUGAUAGAAUGUGACGGAAGAUUCUUGUGGAUAUAUAUGUAUAUUCGGAUUGAUUUGGAUUGUUUGUUCCUGACCA